Salvia splendens (bonfire salvia) is the source of this 1222-nucleotide messenger RNA. Its product is annotated as short-chain dehydrogenase TIC 32, chloroplastic. NCBI's taxonomy places the organism in Eukaryota, Viridiplantae, Streptophyta, Magnoliopsida, Lamiales, Lamiaceae. The transcript is spliced from 8 exons. The record is from RefSeq and is a predicted model, not a curated record. Bases 175 to 1119 code for a protein of 314 amino acids.
UAACUAUGUAUAGUGUAUACUACCAUAGAAGAUUAUUUUUCAUGAAAUGUCUGAGUCAGAAUCUCUACUUCAUUUCAUUAAAUCAAAAUAUUGACAUACAAUCUUUCUAUAUAUAGGAAUUGGUAUAUUGAGAUUUGAGAUUAUUUAUUAGUAGGAGUACUAAUUUGUAAAGAGAUGUGGCUGUUCAAGAGAAAUGGGCCUUCUGGAUUUUCUUCUGCUUCCACAGCUGAGGAAGUAACCAAUGGAAUUGAUGCAUCUGACCUCACUGCCAUUGUUACAGGGGCAUCAAGUGGUAUAGGAUUAGAAACAGCACGUGUUCUUGCAAAGCGUGGUGUUCAUGUUGUGAUGGGAAUAAGAAAUAUGGGUGUUGGAGAGAAAGUGAAACAAGGGAUCAUCAAAGAGAAUCCAGCUGCUAAGAUUGAUGCCGUUCAGUUAGAUCUCAGCUCCAUGCACUCUGUUCGAAAUUUUGCAUCCCACUUUAAAUCUUCAGGUCUACCGUUGAACAUUUUGAUUAAUAAUGCUGGAAUAAUGGUGCCGCCUUUCACACUGUCUCCAGACAACAUAGAGCUGCAGUUUGCUACAAACUAUUUAGGUCAUUUCCUUCUAACACACUUGUUACUGGACACGAUGAAGAAGACAGCCCGUGACACGAAGAGGGAGGUGAGGAUUGUGAACCUCUCCUCAGUGGCUCAUCGUAGUUCGUACAGAGAAGGAAUCCGAUUUGACAAAAUCAACGAUGAAAAAAGUUAUUCCAAGCUUUAUGCAUACGGCCAAUCAAAACUUGCUAAUAUACUGCACGCUAACGAGCUGGCUAGACGGUUAAAGGAAGAGGGUGCAGACAUAACAGCAAAUUCAGUUCAUCCUGGAGUAAUCACGACCAAUCUUUUCCGUCACCUUGGUAUUUUUGAAGGUGUAGUGAGCAGCAUUGGUCGACUGGUGCUCAAAAACGUUCAACAGGGGGCCUCAACUACCUGUUAUGUGGCGUUGCAUCCACAGCUCAAAGGUGUCAGCGGUCAAUACUUUUCGAACAACAAUUUGGACAAGGCAGAUGCCAAGGCUACUGACAAAGAUUUGGCUGCUAAACUUUGGGAUUAUACAAUGGACCUGAUAAAUAAAUAGGAGUAAAUCAUUAUAUGUAUACCAAAGAAAAUAAGACGCAAACACACACACACACACAAAAUGUACAAUUUGAGAGAGUUGAUGCAAAUCUGGAUUUGUUAUA